Suillus discolor is the source of this 843-nucleotide messenger RNA. RefSeq lists its product as uncharacterized. Bases 128 to 685 code for a protein of 185 amino acids. Lineage: Eukaryota; Fungi; Basidiomycota; Agaricomycetes; Boletales; Suillaceae. The transcript has 4 exons. The record is from RefSeq and is a predicted model, not a curated record.
UACGCUUUCACAACUUAGUACUAAUCUUUGUCCUUAAAAAAAACUGACUCACUUACUGCAGCUUGACAAGAACGCAUCUGCCGACGCACAACCUCUCCCCGAAGCCCUUGGCUUCCCGUCCAUUGCAAUGAGGGUACUCUGUUUUUUGGCACUUGGAUGCCCUAAUCUUCAUGAUCAUUGGAAUUCGCUUCAAUCAGACCGAGCCUUCGAAACCGUUAGGACCAGAAUAUGCUAUAUCCUGGGGAGAACUAUCACCACGGCAAGUCUCCUCGCUAUCAGUGGUGCUUUCGUCAGUACGGCCUCUCCUGUGUUAUACUCCGGCUAUACAUCAUCCAUUCCCUAUUGUCUGCUCUUUACAUCACUCAUGUUUGCCAUAAUCGCCAUGUUGACAUCUGGCUCGAGCCUGAUACGUUGGUUACACACCGAUCGGCACUGGACUCGAGAACAACUCAAACAAGGCCGCUACUUUAUCUGGUCCUACCUGUUGUCAAUAGUCACGCCUAUGUUCUUCGUUGUCUGGUCCCUGAAUUGUUUCGUUUUUGCAGGCUUUUCAUCUCAAAGUGUGAUAUGUCGCGCCCUUACUGCGCUCGGGCUGGUGACAUACGUAGUCAACGUUGGGAAAAUAUCGAUAGAAGCUAUGUGGAAGUAUGCGGCAAGCCUCGAGCACGCUGGAUAUCCCCAGUGAUUUACAGUUUCCAUGGUUUCAGUCAGGAAGACAAAACCUUGGUCCUUCAGGCUGUUCAUUUCCUAGACGUUCUCAUGCUUUCCAGGUUAUGACUAUCCCUCACGGCUGAGCCGUCACGACCCGAGUAUCUAGUUAAUAUAAUAUCAAUCUUUCUAACA